GUUCACUUCUUGGCCAAUUCCCCCGCUUCGUUUUCGUUAGCUCCUCUGAUCGUCACAACGACCGUCGAGGAUUUCUUUAAACACUUCUUGUGGACUUCCAGGCGCAGUCGAGCAAAAUCAACUAUCCAAACUAGUUAAUAAAAAAAAAUAUAUAAAACGUUACAAAAAGUUUGAAGAAAUUUAAAAAAAGUUAAAAUGAUUGUAAAAGCAGUGCGUUUUCUUAUUGGGGAAAGUGUUUGAAAAGUUAAAAAUGAGAUUUCUCAAUUAAACUGUAACAUUUUCAUUUAGUGGAGGAGUUAAAAUUAAUAUUUUUUAAUGAUUUAGAAAUAACAGAAAAAAACUUAUCAAAUGCAAUGAAGGUAUAUUUACGUCGAAAAAGAAAACCGGACCUAAUUUCACUGAUCGCACUCCUUUUACUUGCUUCAUCAAGUUCGCAGGCUGCAGAAACGACAUCGAAUUCACGACAAAAAAGGAUUUUGUGGGUGACUUCCGAUGGUCGUUUAGCUUUACCGCCGGGUACCACUUUAGUCGUUGGACCUUCCCUUUCGAUGCCGUUCGUUCGAUAUCCUCCGGAAGGUUUUCACAGUAAUCUAACGAUAAGCUUACCAUUUACAAUUGAUUUUGAUAAAUUGGGUUUAACUGAUAAUGAAAAUCCUUACGGCGUAUUGCCGCCAUUAUUGGCACGAUCGAUGGGUAAUUCAGUCGCCGAUCUACUUGGAAAUUACAUAGAAAGUAUGCUAGACCAUAAAAAGAAGCGCAGGCAGAAGAGAGAAAACAUGCCCAAAUUGUCUGAAAAACACUUGGAUGCGUUUCAUGGCGGUGAAAGAGCCAUACUGUAUAUGGUAGUUCAAGAUUUUUUGGAAAAUUUUGGUUUGGAUGGAAAAGCAUGUUUAUUAAGAGCUAUUUGCGAAAUUCACGCUCAUCCGUUAAGAAAUUUCGGAUUAUUCGGAGAAUUUUUUAAAUUAUUUUUAACAGCCAGUAAGUCGCCAUAUUCGCAUUUACUCAACGAAUAUGUUGAAGCGGAAAAAUCUGGAAGAGGAACUAAAGACAGUCCAGGAGAAUGUUGGCCGUACUUAAAAGAUUGUCCUAAAUCGUUAUUUUUACCGAAACACAAUAAAUAUUCAGAGGAAUUAGACGAAAACGAUAAUGAAAUUGAUGAUGGGGAACAUUCAGUUACCUACAAAGCAGACACAUUAAAAAUGUAAUUAAGAAAAAACAUGUAUUAGAAAAUACAAAGAAAUAAUUUAUUAUUAUUUA
Molecule: messenger RNA, 1257 nt
Organism: Onthophagus taurus
Lineage: Eukaryota; Metazoa; Arthropoda; Insecta; Coleoptera; Scarabaeidae
Source: RefSeq, a predicted model, not a curated record